This is a messenger RNA of Perkinsus marinus ATCC 50983, 185 nucleotides long. RefSeq lists its product as hypothetical. The record is from RefSeq and is a predicted model, not a curated record. The annotation marks the transcript as partial. The transcript has a single exon. NCBI's taxonomy places the organism in Eukaryota, Perkinsozoa, Perkinsida, Perkinsidae.
AUACAAGACGCCCUGCGAUGAAGACCAACCCAUUCGGUAUCCCCAUGUACGAGCUCCGAUCGGGCCCGCAUGAAACGAAGCACAUCCUCGAUCACCGACACGCCCAUCACGACCGGGACCCAGACGCUGUAGAUUUCCCGAAGAGUUUCCGCGAUGUGGCGAAGAGGAGAGACAACUGGGAAGAG